AUGGCAGGGGAGGAGUGUGCAUUAGCCGUCCUCUUCCAAGCGCUGCAAGGCCUCACACUUAAAGACUUUCAGGAGUUUAAGACAAAGUUAUUGGAGGUUCACGUGGAAGGAGGAUGGAAUAUCCCCAAGGAUUCGCUGACAGAAGUCACCCACCCUUGGGCGCUUGUCAGCUGCAUGGGAGAAAACUACAGCGAAGACGCCGCAAUGGACAUAGCGAUUGGGUUGUUUGAAGAGAUGAACCAGAGAGACCUCGCGGAGAAACUCCUGGAUGAGAAGGUGAGAGAGUACAAGCGAAAAUACAGAGAGCACGUGGUCCAGCAGUUCCUCCGGUACAAAGAAGAAAACUCCUAUUUCAGGGAGAACCUGUCUGUCAGCAGCCGCUACACCGACCUGACCAUCACCAGGAAGUCUGGGAGCACAUGCGGAGACGAGGAUGAAGCUGUGGGCGCCAGCUUUGGAUGUGCUGACGCCAGCAAUGGACCAGCCACCAUCACCAUCACCACACAGGCGCUGUUUAAAUCCAAUGAAGACAGGCAAACAUCACAGGUCGUGGUGCUGGUGGGGGCCCCAGGGAUGGGGAAGACGAUGACAGUCAGGAAGGUGAUGGUGGAGUGGGUGGAAGGGACCUUCUACUCACAGUUUGACUACGUCUUCUGCAUAGACUGUAAAGACAUUGCCUUUACCAAGGAAAUGAGUGUGGCAGACCUCAUUUCAAUGUGCUGCCCUCACAGGCAAACACCAGCUGGGAAGAUCCUGGAUGACCAGAAGAAGAUCCUGUUCAUUUUUGAUGGCUUCAAGGCCCUGGGAUUUUCCUUGGUUCAGCCUGAAGAUGAGCUGAGUUCUGACCCCGAGAAAGUGAAACCACUGGAAACCACCCUGAUGAGCUUGUUGAAGAAGACUGUUCUCCCUGAGUCAUCCUUGCUCAUCACGACGAGACCAACAGCUCUUCAGAGUCUGGGACAGUGCCUGGAGGGUGAGUAUUAUGCGGAAAUACUGGGCUUUUCAGCAGCCAUGAGGGAAGAAUAUUUCCACAGGUAUUUUGAGAAUGACAAUAAAGCCGACAUGGCCUUCAGGUUUGCCAGAGGUAACAAGAUCCUCUACAGCUUGUGUGUCAUCCCCAUCAUGAGCUGGACUGUCUGCAUCAUCCUUGAACAAGAGCUUUACAAGAAGAAAAUCCUCGUUGAGUGCUCUAAAGCCACCGCAUGGAUGAGCCUGUUUUACCUCUCCUGGUUAAUGAAGUGCAGAGGCAGGGACAACCCACGGUAUCUCCAGCAGCUCCUGCGCAAGAUUUGCUCGUUGGCUGCUGAUGGCAUCUGGAAGCACAAGAUCCUCUUUGAGGAGAAGGAAAUCAAGGGCUGCAGCUUGGACCAGCCAGACCUUCUCCCUCUCUUCCUCAACGAGAAGAUCUCAAGGAAAGACACAGACCAUGGGAACGUCUACAGCUUCACCCACCUGCAUCUCCAGGAGUUUUUUACGGCAAUGUUUUAUGUCCUGGAGGACAAUGAGGAAAUUGUCGGCAACUCAGGGGCUCUUGUGAAGGAUGUAAGUAUGUUUUUACAAAGCUACAGCGAGUCCAGGAAGGAUUUGAACUUAACAGUGCAGUUCCUGUUUGGUCUGGUAAGCCAGAAAUCGAUAGAGCACACGGACAAAAUCAUCGGGUGCAGAAUUUCACCACGAGCCAGGGAACACAUGCUGAGGUGGCUUCAGAGGAGGCAGAGAGGCAUCACCCAUCCCGGCCAAGCGCUGAAGGUUACAGACAUGGACACUUUCCACUUUUUGUUUGAGAUGAAUGAGAAAAGCUUUGUGCAAAAUGUGUUGGGUCGUUUCACCGACAUAGACUUGCAGGACAUCAAGUUGACCCUGUACGACCAAAUGGCUCUUUCCUUCUGCAUCAGGCAGUGGAACGGACUGAGUUGCGUCACCCUCCGGGGUUGCUCCUUCAACCAGCAGAAUCCCAGGGGAGAGCAGGCCACAUCGUUGCCCUGCUCCGGUGCCUCGGGAGCUGGAGGACGUCCCCAUCCCCUUGCUGAGCUGCAGCAGGAGAAGCUGCACUCCCCCAUCCGCCCGCUCUGCCGGGCGCUGCAACACCCAGGCAGCGACCUGCAGGUGCUCCGGCUGCAGUGGUGCCGGCUGUCAGAGAGCUGCUGCGCGGAGCUGGCAGUGCUGGUGGCUGAACACCCCAGCCUGACCCGGCUGGAGCUGGGUGACG
Tauraco erythrolophus (red-crested turaco) is the source of this 2209-nucleotide messenger RNA. Lineage: Eukaryota; Metazoa; Chordata; Aves; Musophagiformes; Musophagidae. The record is from RefSeq and is a predicted model, not a curated record.